GGCCCUUCCUCCUCUGAGCAAGAUGUCCACCGGGAGCCCGGCCCAGCGCCCGCGGCCUUGAGUGGGGCGCUGAGCCCCCCGCAGCGCACCAUGGGCAACGCCAGCGCCGACAAUGCCUCGGUGCUCAGCUGCGUCAUCGACCACACCAUCCACCAGACCCUGGCCCCGGUGGUCUACCUGGCCGUGCUGGUGGUGGGCUUCCCCGCCAACUGCCUGGCGCUCUACUUCGGCUACCUGCAGAUCAAGGCCCGCAACGAGCUGGGCGUGUACCUGUGCAACCUCACGCUGGCCGACCUGUGCUACAUCUGCUCGCUCCCCUUCUGGCUGCAGUACGUGCUGCAGCACGACCACUGGUCGCACAGCGAGCUGUCGUGCCAGCUGUGCGGCAUCCUGCUGUACGAGAACAUCUACAUCAGCGUGGCCUUCCUCUGCUGCAUCUCCAUCGACCGCUACCUGGCCGUGGCGCACCCCUUCCGCUUCCACCAGGUGCGCACGCUGAAGGCGGCCGUGGCCGUGAGCGCGGGCAUCUGGGCCAAGGAGCUGCUGGUCAGCGUGUACUUCCUGCAGCACCCCGAGGUGGUGGAGGAGGGGGGCCCCAGCCGCCACCGCCUGUGCUUCGAGCACUACCCGCUCUUGCCCUGGCAGCGCGCCUUCAACUACUACCGGCUGCUCGUGGGCUUCCUCUUCCCGCUCGGCCUGCUGGCCGCGUCCUACCGCGGCAUCCUGCGCGCCGUGCGCCGCAGCCACGGGACCCAGCAGAGCCGCAAGGCGCAGAUCCAGCGGCUGGUGCUCAGCACCGUGGUCAUCUUCCUGGCCUGCUUCCUGCCCUACCACGCGCUGCUGCUCGUGCGCAGCGUCUGGGAGCGCAGCUGCGGCUUCGCGCGCCGCAUCUUCGACGCCUACCACUUCUCCUUGCUGCUCACCAGCCUCAACUGCGUGGCUGACCCCGUGCUCUACUGCUUCGUCAGCGAGACCACCCACCGGGACCUGGCGCGCCUGCGAGGGGCCUGCCGGGCCCUGCUGCCCUGCGCCGCCCGGGGAGCCCGGGGGACCCGGGAUGCGCCCCCGCUGGGCGCCCCCGACGCCGCUGCCGCCGCCGCCGCCGCGGGCCCUGGUGAGGACCCCGAGGUCCUGGCCAAGCUCCACCUGCCCUUCCAGGGCCCGCACUCGGGGACGGCGGCGGCGGCGGGGGCAGCGCUCACGGCCGGCCUGGCCUAG
Messenger RNA from Sorex fumeus (smoky shrew), 1218 nucleotides. RefSeq names its product G protein-coupled receptor 68 (gene GPR68). The transcript has a single exon. Gene Ontology annotation, cellular component: membrane. Gene Ontology annotation, biological process: cellular response to pH; G protein-coupled receptor signaling pathway. Bases 91 to 1218 code for a protein of 375 amino acids. Gene Ontology annotation, molecular function: G protein-coupled receptor activity. Lineage: Eukaryota; Metazoa; Chordata; Mammalia; Eulipotyphla; Soricidae. The record is from RefSeq and is a predicted model, not a curated record.